This is a messenger RNA of Durusdinium trenchii, 1227 nucleotides long. The record is from the annotation of a GenBank genome assembly. Lineage: Eukaryota; Dinophyceae; Suessiales; Symbiodiniaceae.
CUUACUUGCUGUGCUGUGUUGCUGUGCCAGAGCAGUGGACUCUCGAUUUCGAGGCUCGAACUGAGGGGCCCCAGUGAGAUCAGUGAGAUCUGGGACCCAACGGACUCUUUCAUGUGUUGCGUGGCGCCUGCUUGACGCCGAAGCGGCGCUCGGGGCGGUCUGCGCGAUCCUUCGAUGCAACUGGUCUUCGCGAUCAUCGCCCAGGUCCUACUCUUCCUUCUAUUGGCCGGACUCUCGGGAAGCGUGGACAUCGACCUUCUUCGGCAAAGGUUUCGCCAGAAGACCAGCAUCGCCUUUGGUGUCGCAUGUCAGUUCAUCGUCCUCCCUUGCUUGGGUUUCUCCGCCGCCAAGGCCUUUCAGUUCGAUCCGGUGGUCGGAAUCAUGCUCAUCACCGUGACCUCCUCACCAGGAGGUGCUUAUAGCAACUGGUGGUGCUCCGUGUGCAAUGCGGAUUUGGCCUUGAGCAUUGCCAUGACCACCUGUUCCACUGUCCUGUCCUGUGGCCUGACGCCUCUCAACAUGCUGCUCUACACCUAUGGUGCUUAUGGAGAGAGCUUGAACUUCAACUUCUUCCAGUUAGUGCAGCCGGUCAUGGUGGCUGCUGCGGCCAUUUUCUCCGGCCUCUUAGUGAGCUACUGCAUACCGAAAAGCCGCCGGAUAUGCAAUAUUGUCGGAAAUAUUUGCGGAAUCCUUCUGAUCACUCUGAACGUCUUGGUCUCCUCAAGGGAUGACCCAGUCUGGGUCAGCUGCCGCGUGUCGGCACCAGAGGCAGUGGCAAUUGCCGUGGAAGUUUGCUAUCAGAACACCGGGCUUGCCAUGGCCAUCGCUUUAUCCGCCUUCGACAAGAAAGAUGCCUCGCGGGCGGCGGGAGUCCCUUUGUUCUAUGCCUUUCUGCAGGUGUGUGUCCUGCCGAUGUUCUUGCUUGUCGCAUGGAAGAGCGGCCAGACCUAUGCACCUAGCAAGGAUCCGAUUUGGAGGGUGAUCUUCUACAACUACCAGCCCAAGCAUAGCGUGCAGGCAUGGCCGUCCAAUCGAGAUCUAGAGGCUCCGAAGGCCAACCAGCUGAAUGCCUCCCCUCUCGGAAAGUAUCAGCACCAGGGCGAUGAGGAGAAUGCCAAGCAAUCUGUUCACAUUGUUCCUGAGCCUGAUAAAGAAUGAUCUUUCUUGGUUUUUAGCAUCAGUUUCUUUCGGAUGCGCGGAAUUGGACAGAUCAGCACUGCAGCUGCA